Solea solea (common sole) is the source of this 3047-nucleotide messenger RNA. Its product is annotated as deoxyribodipyrimidine photo-lyase. Bases 1 to 2619 code for a protein of 872 amino acids. Gene Ontology annotation, biological process: entrainment of circadian clock by photoperiod; circadian regulation of gene expression. The record is from RefSeq and is a predicted model, not a curated record. The transcript has 9 exons. Lineage: Eukaryota; Metazoa; Chordata; Actinopteri; Pleuronectiformes; Soleidae. Gene Ontology annotation, molecular function: FAD binding; DNA binding. Gene Ontology annotation, cellular component: cytoplasm; nucleus.
AUGCCUCCGUCAGCGGCGGGAGCAGAGGACCGCAGAGCCUAUGUGAGAAAGCUGCUGAGGGAAGUGCUGGUGGGUCGAGAGGAUCCAGAAGGCUUCUUCGCGAUGUGCGUGUCCGUCCUGGGACACCAGGACACACGCUCCCACUUCCUGACCCUCAUCCAGCCUCUGACCACGGCUAACAGCACCCUGCACUCCGGCCUCACCUCCAUCUACCAGGAUUACUUCUCUAAGACCGAAGAUGAAGAACUGGAACUGGCGUUGGCUCUUUCUGUGCUGGAGAUGAAAGAUGACCAGCGGCCCACCCCAGUCCAGGAGCCUGGAGACGGACAGACUGACAGCAGAUCGGUUCAGCUGACCUCAGUAGGUCAGCCUCAGGGAAGCAGACGCACACAGCUAACAGAUAGAAGUGGCGGGAGUAAAAAUGGAGCCUGGGGCAUGGCAUGCCCACUGAAGAAACCCCAAGAGACUGAGCUCCAGAAAAACACACAGACCCUGGCAACGUGUCAGACUGUGUGCGUCGCCUCACCAUGUGCCUCACUUUCUAAACAAGAGACAGAUUUGGAAGGUGAUGAAAUGACUGAAGAGGGAGAUUCGAUUCAGUCAGGGAAAACAAAACGAUCUAGAAACAGACGGAAGCGGCGUCAAGCAGUCGGACAGCAGGUCGUAGGUUUGCCCUGCUCUCCAUCAGCAGCAGCACCAGUCCUGCUCUGGUGUAGGAGGGAUUUGCGAUUGUGUGAUAAUCCUGCUCUCAUUGGCUCUCUGGAGGUUGGGGCGCCCGUCAUUCCAGUUUUCAUCUGGAGCCCUGAAGAAGAGGAGGGACCUGGGAUAACUGUGGCCAUGGGGGGAGCUUGUAAAUAUUGGCUUCAUCAAGCUUUGUCUCAUUUCCGAUCAUCUCUGGAGGGCAUUGGCAGCCAUCUUAUCUUCCUGAAAGCGGACAGAGCGGGGAGUGGGUUGGGAUCAUCUCUGCAGUCCCUUAAAGAGCUGGUAAAAGAGACUGGUGCGAGAACAGUGAUGGCUAAUGCGCUGUAUGAGCCCUGGCUGAAGGAGAGGGAUGAUGAAGUGGUGUCAGCUCUGCAGAAAGGUGGCGUUCAGUGUAGAAUGUUCCACUCUUACUGUCUCAGAGACCCGUACUCUGUCAGCACUGAGGGUGUGGGACUCAGAGGAAUAGGUUCAGUGUCUCACUUCAUGAGCUGCUGCAAACAGAACCCAACAUCUGCACUAGGGGCUCCUCUGGACCCUCCAGGAUCUCUCCCAACACCUGCCACCUGGCCUCAGGGUGUCUCAUUGGACACUCUGGAGCUGGCUCGCAUGCCCCGCAGGAAGGACGGCUCAACGAUUGACUGGGCAGCUAACAUUCGUAAUUCCUGGGAUUUCAGUGAGGAAGGCGCACAUGUCCGGUUAGAAGCUUUUCUCCAGGAUGGUGUGUACAGGUAUGAGAAAGAGUCGGGCAGAGCAGAUGAACCCAACACUAGCUGUGUGUCUCCCUACCUUCACUUUGGUCAGCUCAGCCCACGCUGGCUACUGUGGGACGCCAAAGGGGCCCGCUGUCGACCCCCAAAGUUUCAACGGAAACUGGCCUGGAGAGAUUUGGCCUAUUGGCAGCUAACACUGUUUCCUGACCUCCCAUGGGAAUCCCUCAGACCUCCAUACAAGGCUUUACGGUGGAGCACUGACCAUCGCCAUCUGAAGGCCUGGCAGCGUGGUCGAACAGGAUACCCUCUGGUGGAUGCGGCCAUGAGGCAGCUAUGGCUGACAGGCUGGAUGAACAACUACAUGAGACACGUAGUGGCAUCUUUUCUCAUAGCUUAUCUCCAUCUGCCCUGGCAAGAAGGAUACCGCUGGUUCCAGGACACCCUCGUGGAUGCAGAUGUUGCCAUAGAUGCUAUGAUGUGGCAGAACGGUGGCAUGUGUGGUCUGGACCACUGGAACUUUGUCAUGCACCCCGUGGAUGCAGCCAUGACCUGCGACCCCUGUGGCAACUACGUCAGGAAAUGGUGUCCCGAACUUGCAGAUUUGCCCGACGAGCUCAUUCACAAGCCAUGGAAGUGUCCCGUGUCCAUGCUUCGACGCGCAGGUGUCGUAAUCGGCCAGACGUAUCCCGAGAGAGUAAUUACUGACCUGGAGGAGCGAAGGAGUCAGUCUCUGAAAGAUGUAGCUGUGGUGCGUAAAAGGUUCGGGCAGUAUGUGGACAAGCGCACGGGCUGUGACUUGGUGCCUCUGCCUCCUCGCCUGGUCACAGAGGCCCUUGGUCCGUCACACGGGAACGGUGGCAUCGUGGCAGAAGGGAAGCAGUUCCUGUUGCCCGUCAUCACUCGCAUGGAAUUCAAACAUCAGCUGGCAGAUCCAGACUCGGACGCAGCCUCAAAUCCUUACAAUGCCGUCCUGAAAGGGUACGUGAGCCGCAAAAGGGACGAGACCAUUGCCUUCCUUAACGAGAGGGACUUCACUGCCAGUGUGUUGCACGAGGGGACACAGAGAAGAGAGAGGCUGGAGAGCGACCAGCGCAGAAUGGAGGGACUUCCCCGGCCUCCUGCACCUCCCAGCAGAGCCAGACGAACUCCAAAAGCCAAAGACAAGUUCUCCGUCGUACCUGGAGGGGCAGUUACUUCACUCACAUGACGAACAUCGGAAAGCAAUCAAGUCAUGAAGUUUACAGGUUGAAAGAAACCAGACAGUUCACAGCCUUAAUGUAAGAGAAAUAGACUUUGAACAGUAUGCUAUUAUACUAUGUUCAAAGCAAUGUACUGAAUUUUUGUUUUGAGUCAAUGAAGUUUGAAGUGUUUUUUUAUACAGAACUACUCACAAAUGCAUUGUAACAUGUGGCUGUAAAUGUAUGUAUUUAAAAUGUCCUCAGGAGAUUGUUUUUCAAAAAAUGUGAUUUAUUUAAAGUUAUUGUCAGUGUGUUUGUCAAAAGUUAUUCAGCCAAAUCAAAAGAAAUGCAAACCGCACAUAAUAUGCUCUGAGAUAACAUCACAGCUUACAUCUGAGUGAUGUGCUGCAUUCUUAUAAACUUAUAAACAAAUAAAAACAAGACUACAUGUGUAAAG